GAAUCCUCAAAGUGGGGAUUACCUGUUCAAGGGAAUUACCUGUCCAGCCUCCUCACAAGUCUGAGGAGCAUCUGAAGGAGUUGAGAUAUUUUAGCCAGGCGAGCCAAGACAUUCUCCAGAAUGGCCUCUGGAUUCCAGGGCAGAGGGGCAGAACCUCGUACUCGAUUGCUGUUCAGAGAGAGAGAGAAACCUCUGACUCUGACCCCCUCUGCCUUCCAGGAGGAGAUGUCUCUCACCACCAAGCAGAGGCUGGCCAGAGCUAAGAAGCUGCCUCCCAUUGUCCAGCCUCUAGCCUGCCAUGACAAGGUCUCAGCAGCUGAGCCAAAGCAGAGCGUACUGCAGCCUUGCCCGGCAGAGGUGGUGUUUCAGAAGUACAGGCCUGGUGAGGUCUGUGAAGUGCCAGUGAUUCUGAGGAACAUGGACAAGGUUUCUCAUCUGGUGAAGGUCACCUUGGAGAGCUCCCCUUAUUUCCAGCUGGUGGGCCCCAAUGACGCGUACGGCAAGGUGCCCCCGGGCCUCUCCAGGACUGUGCGCAUCCUCUUCACCCCUGGGCAGAACAAGGAUUACUUCCACCGGCUCGUCUGCGUCACUGAAAGGGAAGAGCUCAUUGUGCCAAUCCGGGCCAUUGGUGCCCGAGCCAUCCUGCAGUUCCCUGACCAGCUGGACUUCUCACAGUGCGCAGUCAAGUACAUCACCCAGAAGACUGUGCUGCUUCGCAAUGCUGGCCACCAGGAAGCUCAUUUCCAGCUGAGCACCCAGAGCCCUUUCUCUGUCACUCCGGCCACGGGAACUCUGGGCAUCGGUGACAGCGUGCAGGUGACAGUGGGAUUUCUGCCAAUGUGGACUGGUGACUAUUCUGCGUCCCUUGUCAUGCACUACGACACAGGUGAAGACACCCACACAAGCCUUCAUGGAAGAGCUGUGGAUGUGGACAUCACGCUGGACAGGAAUACCGUGGCGGCUGCGAAGACGUACAUCACACUGUCACACCGCGCAACCGUGCUCAUCCACAACCGGAGCGAUGUCACAGCGUGCUUCCAGUGGAAGGCUCUCGGCCCUCAGGAUCCGGAGAAGCACCUGAAGCUGAGGUGGGUUUGCAAGAUGCCCAAGGGCUCAAACUAA
Ficedula albicollis (Collared flycatcher) is the source of this 1122-nucleotide messenger RNA. RefSeq names its product hydrocephalus-inducing protein homolog. The coding region runs from base 121 to 1122 and encodes 333 amino acids. NCBI's taxonomy places the organism in Eukaryota, Metazoa, Chordata, Aves, Passeriformes, Muscicapidae. Gene Ontology annotation, cellular component: axoneme. The record is from RefSeq and is a predicted model, not a curated record. Gene Ontology annotation, biological process: axonemal central apparatus assembly; cilium movement. The transcript has 8 exons.